This is a messenger RNA of Numida meleagris (helmeted guineafowl), 3341 nucleotides long. It is a transcript of the gene PRSS55, whose product is annotated as protease, serine 55. Gene Ontology annotation, molecular function: serine-type endopeptidase activity. Lineage: Eukaryota; Metazoa; Chordata; Aves; Galliformes; Numididae. Gene Ontology annotation, biological process: proteolysis. The record is from RefSeq and is a predicted model, not a curated record.
GGUGAGGCCAUGCCUGGAGUACUGUGUUCAGUUUUGGGUCCCUCACUACAAGAAAGAUGUCAAGGGCCUGGAUGUGUCCAGAGAAGGGCAAUGGAGAUGUGAGGGGUCUGAAGCACAAGUGUUAUGUGGAGUGGCUGAGUGAACUGGGAUUGUCUGGAGAAGAGGAGGUUCAGGGGAGACCUUACAGCUCUCUACAACUACCUGAAAGGAGGCUGUGGCAAGGUGGGGUUCAGCCUCUUCUCCUGUGUAACUAUCGAUAGGAUGAGAGGUAAUGGCCUCCUUGCACCAGGGGAGAUUCAGCUUGGAUGUUACAAAAAAUUUCUUAUCCGAAAUAAUGGUCAGGUGCUGGAGUGGGCUGCCCAGGGAGGUGGUUGACUCCCUGAAAGUGUUCAGGAAACAUUUAGAUGUUGUACUAAGGGACAAGAUUUCGUGAGAAAAUACUGAUGGUAGGUGGACAGUUGGACUGGAUGAUCUUGGAGGUCAUUUCCAACCUUGGUGAUUCUGUGAUUCUAUGAUUCUGAGAUCAGAGCUCAUUAUGGUAGGUGCAAACAUAAGAUGUGGGGCUGUGUCUGCCCCAGUGCAUGCAAAGCAGCCAGAAAGAGACAAAACCUUUUAUUUUGUGGGGAUCUCAAGAGACCAAAAGCUAAAGCUGAAGGAUGUAGGAAGUGCAGGAUAUAUAUCCUAUAUCCUAUAGGAUAUCCCCUGAUCCUACAGGAUCUUUUGGGACAUGUAUAUAUGCCAUGGGGUGUCCUCUUUGGUUAAACAACUUCAGUGAGAAAGAUGGGGAUAUGUUACUCCCACCUACACAGCUUGUUGCUUAUGAUAUUUCUCAGACUGGUGAGAGACGUGGCCUUCAGUCUCUCAUUUUCUUUUUUUGGAAACUGACCUAAUGGCUACCUUUGAAGGGUACAUGUCGUUGGUGUAUCCUCAGAGAUGUGUAAUGGAGCAACUUUGCUUUUCUUUAGGGAAAAUUGGUAGGAGCUCAUUUUGAUGUGUCAAUUCUGGGCAGAGGAACACUUGAAGAUUUUUCUGAGGGCCAGGCUGUGAGAAUGCAGAGCCACACAUCCACAGCAUUUCCCCUUGGCUGGUCCAAUGAAAGCUGUUCUUUUGAGGAGGCUUAUGCCUGGGGCAAGCUUGCAAGGAGCUACCACUGGCAGGAUUGCCAUAUUAGGCUCUUUCUGGAGAUACCCCAAAAUGUGUCUGCAUCACACUUGGAAUUUCCAGUUGCCAUAGGAACUGGUCACCUGUUUGUUGUUAGUGUUUACCUCUGAAUUGUUCUAUUGCUCACUGCACUUUCAUCCAAUUUCCUAGGCAUGGGGUGACAUAAAAGCAAAAAAAGAGAGGAAAUUAAAGUCUGACUUUCCUCCUAUGCAUUUUUAACUUUGGUGCAGGGCAAAACAUUUCAUAUUUUGAAUCGUCCUGGUGCUCAUAAAAUGUUACCUGGUUCCCUCUGUCCUUUCCCAUCCCUUCCCGCCUACUCUCUGCUGCAGUUAUUGUAUCAUUAAAAUGUUUGGAGAAGACACUAUUCUGUCCUUAAUACUGAGCUCAGGUCUGAACUUAUCUGAGUUCUUUUAAGUCCCAUCCCCUUAUUUUAUGGAGAUACUCUGCAGAGGAAUUUUGGCCUUGAACUCUUGCAGUUGCUGUUGGACGUACAAACAGUAGAGAGGAUAAAAUCAGUAAAGGAGACAAGAUUCAGAUUCAUGGAUUGGUUUUCUAAGCUGGGUUUGGUUUUGUAAGCCACCCUUGUCCACUGUUCUCUGGAAGGAUGAGAGUGCCUACCUCAGCAUCUUUGGCACUGUCUGAAUCUAGCCCUACCACAGAGCUGCUCCUUUCUUCUGAUAAUACAGAGAUGAUCUGAACAGAGAGGGGAAAAUUCAUUCAAAUUUUGAUAGGCUCCAGUGCUUCUCAAAUAUGAAAACUGGUGCAGGACCAACUAAUAAAGUCUUUGGAGAGAAAAAGAUGGUUUGAGAAUGAAGGGCUACAGCACCCAGCCCAAGAAGUCCACUAUUGUGAUACACUGUGAAACUCAGUCCAGGAUGGAGAACUGCCCUAUCUCUAUCAUAACUAAAGCUAAUCCCAAGUCUCAUGGAAAUCACUGAGCUGUUGGCUGGUGCAGUGUGAGCUUUCCCUCAACGUCACAGAAGGGUAGCAUCCAACUGUGAUGUCAGCAGGACAAACGAAUUGUGUGCUAUCACAGCCUGGUUGCCCCUGCCAGAGGAUGUGGCUGUGGAAACAUCACUGUCCUCCAUAUUGUGAAGAGCAUUUGUCCAGGCGUGGGAUGAAAAUGCUUCUCCUUAUUUUCUGGUUGUUAACGUCUCUAAUCACCAGCAUCCAUGCAGGCAGUUCUUCCACAGCUUAUGCGCUCUUCAGAAGUGACCAGCAGGGCACAGUGGCUGGUAUCCACUCUGCAUACUCACACAAUGAGUGUGGCCUCCGACCGUCUUUCGAGUCCUUUCUGUGGACUGGCAAGAGGAUUACAGGUGGGAGAUAUGCCAGGUUUGGGGAGUUCCCAUGGCAAGUGAGCAUCCAGAGCAAUGGGAGACACAUCUGUGGAGGCAGCAUAAUCAGCGCACUGUGGAUCCUGACUGCAGCCCAUUGCUUUGCAGAUGAAGUGCCACCAGAUCUUAAGAUUGUAAUAGGGGCAGUUGACCUUGACCUCCCACUGGAAGUACAUGAGCCAAGCAGAUUGAUCCUCCAUGAAGGCUUUGACAGAGUAACAUUGAAGCACGAUAUUGCUCUGAUCAUGCUCAACUCUCCCAUUGACUUCACUGAUGAGAAAUUGCCCAUCUGCUUUCCCUACAUGGAUGACAUCAGUACGUGGCAACACUGCUGGGUUGCUGGAUGGGGAACCACAGGUGCAGGAUCCCACGUGCUGCAGAAAGCGAGGAUGAAGCUCAUCAGCCGGGAGGAGUGCUUGGACCAGAUACCACAGCUACCAAAGGAUAUGUUAUGCAUUGCACUGGAGCAAGGAUCCUGCCAGGUGGACAGUGGGGGACCCCUGGUUUGCAGCUACUCUCACACCAUGAAGUGGUUUCAGGUUGGCAUCAUCAGCUGGGGAGACAAUUGCGUGGCAAAGCCAUAUCAUCAGUUCUACGUUUCUGUUUACAACUACUAUGAGUGGAUCAAGACUGAGACAGCCAUGACGGGGAAACCUUUCUUAAUCGAAGGCAUGGCAAAACGUGUUGAGAGUACCACAGAGGUUCCUUCUGGGGCGAAAGCACAGCUGGUGUCUCUUGAGUCUUCUGUCCUUGUAUUUGUUUCUCUAGUGGCAACUGGAUUACUCUAGAGUGAUUUUUUUCAAAACAUAAUAAAAGUCAGAACGACUGUCUCCUUCUUUUGCU